Molecule: messenger RNA, 1998 nt
Organism: Hirsutella rhossiliensis
Lineage: Eukaryota; Fungi; Ascomycota; Sordariomycetes; Hypocreales; Ophiocordycipitaceae
Product: nucleoporin protein
Exons: 3
Coding region: 1-1998 (665 amino acids)
Biological process (GO): spindle pole body localization; nuclear pore organization
Cellular component (GO): nuclear pore transmembrane ring; spindle pole body
Molecular function (GO): spindle pole body-nuclear membrane anchor activity
Source: RefSeq, a predicted model, not a curated record
AUGGCGGGCACAUCGGGCCGCAGAGCUCCUUACAAGGACACUUUGCAGCCAGCCUUGCAUAGGCGCUUCUCCUCCACGGCAACCCUCCUGCUGGCCGUCUCCUACCUCGAAGCCGUGCUUCUGGCGACCUGGAGCUCUUACUUUUGGUCUUGGUUUCCGCUUGGCCCCGCCGGCAUCCGAACGGCGCUCAUCUUCGCGUGCGGACUCGCUAUUCUCAUCUUGCGCAUAGCUCACUACCAUGUUGGCCUCAAAACAACGGCCUCUGGGCUUCACACCCUUGGCGCCGCCCUGCUGAGCCUGCAGACAUAUGAGACUGGUCUUUGGUACGGCGUCUCGAGCCUGUUCUUCUGCCCCGUCUUCCUGUCAUCCAUGUCAAAGACGGCGAACCUUCAGUGGAUCACCUACUUUAGCGGCGAUCGAGCCAGACUCAACGAACGGCCCAUUUUCUUGGCUUGCUAUCUGGGAGCGUGCGCACUCUCGCAGACGAUAUGGCACUAUAGACUCGACGUGGAUCGUCUCGACCUUGGAUUGCCGAAGCCGAAAACCGACAAUCGUGAAAAGGAAUCGGGGGCGCUGUCAGGGUCCUUGCAGACAGCCCUGAUGCAGCUUCCAGCGGUCUUUGCUGGAUGCGUCAAGCAAGCCGUCUCAGCGCUCUUCAUGGCCUUGAUACUCUACUAUCUGUUCCUGCGGUCGUUUGCCUGGGGCUGGGCCCUGACCUUCUUGCGUCCGUUUUACAGCCUGCCCAAGACAAGCAUGCUCCCGCCCUCGUGGCCCACCGAUGUCUUCCUUCUCGCUCGCUGCAUCUACGCCGGCGUUCUCUUGACCUUUUUGUGGUCGGCGGGAAACACGGCAUUCUCCAUCUUCAUGGUCAGAGAGCCGCUGAAGAACGGAAAGCCUUUGACGUCGGAAUCCAAAGACCCCAACGGGAGCCUAUUGAACGGCUUGAAAAGCAAGAAGCUCUCCAUCAAGUCAUUCGCUAUAUGGGAACUGGCGCUCAUUGCCAAAGACUUCGAAGACCGCAGGCAGGCCAUAUACAGCGACAUUGACCGAAAAGAUGGACCUAUGUGGUCGCAAAUCUACAUAAUCUGCAUGGAGCUAUUGAAGAGCAUCGAGUCAAGGACCGACGACUACGGAAAACCGACUGCGUCAGCGGCUGUCGAGCCCGCUGCCGCGGCGCCAAGGCAACGGAUAUCGGCACCGUUGCGAGAAGAUUCGAUCCUGAAUCAGAGGGCCCAAGCUUCCGGGCUCGUUGGCGGAGUGGACAAGGCCUGGGACCAGCUUGCUCGGGCCCCCGGGUCCUCUCCCAUCUCCGAGCUUAGCCCACUGGCGAGAAAGACGUGGAAGAGUGCCAAGGAUUGGAUGCUGAGCAAGGAGCAGCAGCAGGCGCUAUCACCUGACCAUAUCAAGGGUGAAUUUGAGCAAUGGGCCGCGAAUAUGGUCAAGAUUGAGUGGGUUGGGUCGCUGUUGCGACAAGACUUCCGCACUCGCUUUGCGGCCGCCGUGCUGGGCACGCCGCAUGCGGAACCAACACUGUACGUCCACGCUGUGCAAGCGCUCUGCCAGUUGGCAGUUCACAGUCUGGCCGAAGACGAGUUUGGUAAUGUGCACCGGGAUGUGGCAAGCAUCAUCCGCACUUUGACGGCAGUGAUCCGGAAGGUGGAGGCGCUCAAGGCAGGAUUCCCUAGCCAUUGGACGGACCCGUCGGGCGGCAGGGAAAGCCCCGAGGUUGAUGGACUGGUGGAUGCCUUACGGACAGGGCUGGACCAGGUCGUGCGCACGUUUGAGCCCUACAGCAGUGACCUUCGACUGUCGCGAGGUGAUGUCCGGCUGGCAAAGGAGGCGGCGGUGAAGCCAAAGGAGGUGGCGCCCGCAGAGCCCGCACCACUGGCCAAGGAGGCGGCGGGUAAACCAAGGAGCCCCGAGGAGAGGAGGAGGUCGGAACCCAGGAGGACUCACGAGAGGGCGCAGCAGAGGGUCGAGAUGGAGCAAGUCCGGUAA